This is a messenger RNA of Sitophilus oryzae (rice weevil), 1971 nucleotides long. Its product is annotated as H/ACA ribonucleoprotein complex subunit 2-like protein. Gene Ontology annotation, molecular function: box H/ACA snoRNA binding. Gene Ontology annotation, cellular component: box H/ACA snoRNP complex. Gene Ontology annotation, biological process: snRNA pseudouridine synthesis; rRNA pseudouridine synthesis. Lineage: Eukaryota; Metazoa; Arthropoda; Insecta; Coleoptera; Curculionidae. The coding region runs from base 89 to 559 and encodes 156 amino acids. The transcript is spliced from 2 exons. The record is from RefSeq and is a predicted model, not a curated record.
AGAUAAAACGUCAAUUUUGAAACUAACCUUAUAAUUUUGUUGUUGAUUACAUUUCGAUUGUUAUUCACGUGUGUUACUUAAUUUAAAGAUGGGAAGAAGUGAAACGGGCACUGAAGAUAGUAUUACGGAAGGCGAUAUUACUAUACAGUCUGAAGAACUAUCCUAUGAGGAAAAAGUGGCAAACUGUAAUGUAAUCGCUAAACCCAUGGCAUCAAAGAAAUUAGCUAAGCGAUGUUAUAAGUUAAUUAAGAAAGCUGUAAAACAUAAAACAUAUAUAAGAUGUGGGUUGAAGGACGUACAGACAAGGAUCCGCAAAGGGGAAUCUGGUAUAGUCAUUUUUGCUGGUGAUGUUACUCCUUUGGAUAUUAUGUGCCAUUUACCUGGAGUCUGUGAAGACAAAAAUAUUCCAUAUGUUUAUACACCUAGUAGAAAAGACCUCGGUGCUGCGAUGGGUGUGAAAAGAGGCUGUCUUACAGUAUUAAUCAGGCCUAAUGAUGAAUAUGCAGAACCAUUCAAUGAAUUGAAAGAAGAACUAACUAAUUUAGCUGUAGCAUUAUAAGAGUUUUAUUUUUUAAAGAAUUAUUAAAUACAUUUUAUAAAAAACACAUCUUGGAAUUAUUGUUCUUAAUUGUAUAUUAGAAUUAAUUUUAAUGAAAUCUGAAACAAAUUGCAACAACUUUUCCUAUUCGAGAUUUUCAUUGAGAUAGAUAACUAACUUUCAGUUACAUUAUUGAGGUGCACUGUAUUUUUCAUUAUACUUAAUCCAAGCUAUGUUAAAAUAUUUAUAAAAAAAAGGAUAGGGAAAAUAAAAAAAAUCAGUUAGAAUAAAGUGAUUUAUUAAAGUAGAUGUUAUAAAAAGAUUUGGUUGUCCAAAAGGUAGAUAUAGAUACCUGACAUUCAAUAUUUAAAGAUCACUUUAUCUUGAUCUUAUGUCUAAUGCGAGAUCAUGAGAAAAAAAUAGCGGCUGCGCUAAAUUUUCAUUCUGUGUCUACAAAGACUAAUAAUUUAUUCAUUCUCCAAUAUAAGUUUCAAUGGUCUACCAGUAUAUUUAAAAUAAGCUUCAUACUAUUGGUAGUUUUAGCUACACAAUUCGUCUUUGUCAUAUUAUGCCUAAAAAAAUAUAAUAUAAAAAUACCUAUAAUUAGGUGUAUGGUGUGUCAUAAAAAUAUUUUAUUAGAAACUAGCUUUGAUAUGCAAAUUAAUUUUCAUAGACCAAUAUUAAACUUCUAUAUUGACAAGAAAUUUGUGAUUAUGAAGAAAAUAUGCAAUAUAAAAAUGUUUGAUUGUUUUAGUUUUUUUAUGAAACUUACAUUGAAAUUAACUUAGGUAUAUUUAUAGUUAUACUUUCAAUGACAAUACAAAACAGUGCACAUAUUGAAGAGAAGUUGGUUAACCGAUCUCUAGAUAAUUAUAGUUUUUCUGAAGUCAAUUGGAACAGAUUGAGACUCUUAAUUACGGCACUGUCAUUGUCGACAUCGUCUGUUCAAAGGACUUAAGAGCCUCAGUAGUUCCAAUUCACUUCUGAAAUACUAUAAUAGCAUAAUAAAUAUUUUAUUCAUUGAAUACCUUACAUAAUAUACAGAAGCGACAGUAGCGUCGGCUUCUUUGAAGUAUGUAUCCCAAACUAUAUGACCUUGAAGUCACAUAUUAUGUACACCGAAAAAAAUGUCUAGAAAAAAUAUUUUUGUUUAAAUAGGCUGAGAAAAUGGUUUCUUUAUACAUCUAGCUCUUAGUUUAUUGUGACGUAUUAUUUUUUAAUAAAUUUAAAUGAAUACAAUUUAAAAUAACAUUUUUUGAAAGUAAUUAAAAGGUAUAUAUAAAACGAGAAAUACUAACCAAUAUUAAUCGUCUGUCCUUAAAAAAAUAAAAGGAGAAACAAAUUCUCAUAACUUUAGUUUCAAUUAUUUCAGAAAUUUAAAUUUUGAUUUCUAUGCAGAAUAUAAAAAUAUCUCUAGAAAAAUCAAGAAAAAA